AUGAGCCUAGAUGAGAUUAUUAAAGAGGCUGUAGGACUGCAGCAAAGAAAGGAGGAUGAGAAUACAUGGUCGAAGAUCAACGACGCACUCCUGAGGCUUGCUGCAGGGGUUAGAUGUGCUGAGGAAGCUCGGAAGGUGCUAGGGAGUGUGGAGGAGCUUAUUGUGAGGUCGAUGCAGAGUGACCGAUCGAGGCUUGCUGGAAGUGCGCUUGGGCUUCUUAAAAGCUGCAUCAGCAUUUUAGGAAGUGAGUUUGAAGCUGCAGGGCAAUAUCUGGGGCCGCUAGCCAAGGUAUGUGGGAAGAGCAGCAGGGUAUUUUAUUCAAGAGGAGAGGAUGUGCUUGUUGAGCUAUGCAAGAACGUGAACAUCAAGGCCCAUGCAAGGUUUUUCAAUGAGUACUCUAGCUGUGCCAACAAGAAUGUCAGGGUGGCGAUUUUCAAAGGGAUUGAGGCGUGGGGCGAAGCGUUUUCUGGGAUCGAGUUGUUUGAAGGGCUUGUGGCAAAGGGAAGAAAGGAUGCAUUUUCUGAUGUCCGGGAUGUGUGCAAAAGAAUGGCGGAGAAGUUUGGGCUUGAGGGAGAGAGGAAAGAGAAAGGAAAUGUCUGUAGGACGGAUGGAGAGAACCUUGAGAAUGGAAUGAAGAAGGGGCCUGUUAGGAUGGUUAGGAAGCCGAUCCGUGUGGGGCACAUGAUGAUGAACGAAAUGGAGGGAAGAGGUGUUGAGAAGAAGGAGCUUGUUCCGAGGUUUUCUCCGAUGCGAAAGCAAACGAGGACGGGGGAUGGGGAUUAUGAUAAGAUCAAGGAGCUGUCGAGGCAAGUCAAGGACAUAGCUUCUGAUAUCAAGCCUGAUGCGAGAACUGAGAGAAGUGGAAGGUAUGGAGGAAUAGCAAAUAAGAUCAAAGAGAUGGUCUGUGGAGAAAGUGGUAGGAGCGGGGUUGUCCAUCCUGAGUUGAUUGGGGAGGCAUCGAAGAAAGUGAUAAGCCACGAGGACCUCACGCCUAUGAAGCUGGAUAGGUAUCUUAGUAAGUAUCGCGAGGAGCAUGGAAAUCUUGGGCACAAGAAGGAGAGCGAGACUAGCAUGGGGUUUGAGGUUAAGGAUACCGAGGUGGGCGAAGAGUGUAUGAAGGUGGAUGAGAGAAAGAACGAGACUACUGAAUGCAAGGAACUGGAUGAGUGUGGGGUGGAUAAAGAGGAGGACAACAAGAAAGAGAAGAUUGUUGUUGAGGAUGAAAGCUUUGUUGAAGAGAUGGUUGAGAGCCUGGACGAUGGAAAUGAGGCAUGUGCGGAGAUGGCUGUGGGAGAGUUAUCGAAGAGCUUAGCAAACAUCUCGAUCAACGAGGGGGAUGGCCAGGGCGAGGAUGGCCGAAGCUUCCCAUCAGCACCUUCUGAAAAUCCCUAUGAGAAUGCUACCAAUGAUCGAGACAUAGAGAAUUCGUUUAAAGAAUACACCAUAAUGGAGUCUACAAGGGAGGAGAACGAGAGAAAUUGCGAGGAGGAUGGAAGAUCUUCUGGCUCUAAGCUGUGGAUGGACUGCGAGGGUUCUAUUGGUGAGUCUAGCAUUCCGAUGGACUGCGAGGUGGAGAAUGAGAAGAAAAGGAAAGACCGCAAGAAGGCUCUUGAGAUAAUGAAGGGAAACCGGUUUGCAGGGCUUCUUGAGCUGAGUGAAAGCAGUGGAGAGGAGACUGUGUUUUCUGGCAAGAAUGGGAGCAAUGAUGAUGGAGGAUAUGGAGAGGAGGAUGCAGGGGAGUUCACGAUGAUGGACUCCUUUGUGGAGGUCAAGAAGGGGGUGUUCCGCAAGAGAUAA
Messenger RNA from Encephalitozoon hellem ATCC 50504, 1797 nucleotides. RefSeq lists its product as uncharacterized. The transcript has a single exon. Lineage: Eukaryota; Fungi; Microsporidia; Unikaryonidae. Bases 1 to 1797 code for a protein of 598 amino acids. The record is from RefSeq and is a predicted model, not a curated record.